AUGACUCACCCGCUGAGAGGCCCGGGGCUCACCUCUUUUAACACCUUGCCAUGGUAUCACCUCCAUGGACUGUCCACCGCAUUGCAGGCAAUGUGGAUGCGAAAGACAGCCUAUCUGUGGAACGCGACGCUGCCUUUGACCGCAGAGUUCGUCGCUCAAGCCCUCGAAGAAGCCAGGCCAGAGUCUGUGGCCGCUGUUCCAUACAUGCUACAGAUCUUGAUUGAUGAUCCGCGCGGUAUAACAGCGCUAAGACAAUGCAAGUUAGUUACCUACGGAGGUGCACCCUGUCCCGACGAGCUGGGCGAUCGCCUAGUAAGCGAGGGUGUACACUUUGGAGGUUCAUUCGGCCUCACCGAGGCAGGUCUUGUUGCAGAAUCAAUCUCCCGACCAAAAGAUGAUCCGUGUUGGAAUUAUCUGAAAUUCUUUGACAACAUCCGAUCCUAUGUCUGGAUGAAGCCCAUCUCUGCAUCAGAAUCGCUUUUCGAGUGCGUUUAUCUUGCUGGUCAUCCAGCACUAACCACCUCGAAUUCAAACGAGCCACCAGGAUCUUUCCAUUCGAAAGACGUGUUUACCCCUCAUCCUACAAUUGCCGGAAGGUGGAAAUACAUCUCCCGAUUGGAUGAUCGUAUCAAUCUGGUGAAUGGUGAAAAGGUUUUACCACUCCCGAUUGAAGGUCAUAUCAAACAACACCCUUUGGUUCAUGAUACAGUUGUAGUCGGGGUGGGCAAAGCUGCUCCAGGACUAUUGGUUUUGCGAGCGAACGAACCGGAAGCCAAUCGUCUCUCAGAUGACGAAUACCUCAAUGCCAUCUGGCCGACUAUCCAAGAAGCCAAUUCUCAGGCAGAGGCUUUCUCUCAGAUCUCCCGCAAUAUGGUUGCUAUACUGGCAUGUGACAAUCAGUUUGCUCGAACGGACAAAGGGUCCAUGAUCCGAGGACGGGUUUAUCAUGAAUACAAUGAGCUUAUCGAAGGUCUUUACGCCGAGAAGCAACAGCUCUGUGAGAAUCUUCAGCUUGAUCCGGUAGAGACAGAACUUGUCCUUCUCCAAAUAUCCGACCAAGAACUUGGGAUAUCUCUCGCUGGUGUUGACGCCAAUUUUUUCUCUGGCGGCAUUGACAGUCUCAAGGCAAUCCACUUCCGACGUCUCAUUCUUCAGCAUUUCAAGUUCGAACAGACCCAGACUCCUGGUCUAAAUGCCAUAUUCGAAGCGGGCUGCAUAUCACAGCUGGCUCAAGAUAUAUGUGCUUUGCAAAAAGGGGAGACAAGAAACGAUGUCGAGAGUGAUGUAUCUGUGAUGACGGGAUUGAUCAAGAAAUACUCCGUGUUUGAAAGGCACACACCCCGACCUUAUCCUUUCUCGGGGCCAACCAGUGUGCUUUUAACAGGUGCCACCGGGUCAAUUGGAGCCCAUGUGUUAUACGAGCUGCUCAAUGACGACUCCAUCUCCACAGUGUACUGUCUCACGCGACGAGAGUCAUCACUGGAGGCAAUACUCCGCACUCUUGUCGACAAAAAUCUUUUCAUAUCCCCUGAGCAGAAGACAAAGAUUGUUGCCUUCAACAGCCGUAUCGACCAACCCGAUUUUCGUACCUCUCUGGAUGAACGUACGGUCAGACACAUGCUCGACUCAGUCUCACUCAUUAUUCACACAGCAUGGCCUGUUAACUUCAAUCUUCCCCUGACCGAGUUCGAGCCGCACAUUCAAAGACUACACAAUCUGAUCCAAUUCUCCUUAUCGGUGCGGAGUCGUGAGCCUGCCGUCCUGAUGUUCUGCUCAUCCGUCUCCACCGCGCUCGGAUCUCGAUCAGCCAAGAUCCUCGAAGCACCGGUUGACUUGGAUAGCGCCUUUAUGGGCUAUGGGCAGUCCAAGUUAAUCGGCGAACGGAUUGUGAGCAAUGCACGGCGCAGGGGAGCAAGGGCAUACUCUCUUCGAAUUGGCCAGGUCUCGGGUCACUCGAAGAAGGGCCUCUGGAACGACUCCGAAGCUCUGCCGUUGAUGAUCCGGUCGGCGUUGACCCUGGGAGCACUCCCUGAACUAUCACAGACGUGUUCCUGGCUUCCGGUGGAUAAGCUUGCUUCCAUCAUUCUUGAACUAGCCAGGACUUGUGCUACCCCGGUUGUGUUUGGAGAGAGUCAGGCGUCCAGCUCGGCUGUGGCAGAGCAUGUUGAUGACUCGAUUUUCAAUUUGAGCAAUUCUCGUGAAUUCACCUGGUCGUCUUUACUUCACACGCUGCAAAAUUGUGGGUUUCAAUUUGAUGUUGUGCCAUUUGAAGAAUGGUUACUGAGACUUCGUCGGAGUGAGACAAGGGGGGAGGAACUUGUCAAUCCGGCGGUCAAGCUCCUUCAUCAUUACGAGACGAUGCAUGGGAAGAAAUCGCCUUUGAUGCAGAAUGGACCAAAAACGUUUAUGACAGAGAAAGCCGAGAGGAGUAGUGUGACUUUGCGAAAGGGUGGCUUGAGAAUAAUUGACGAUGGAAUCCUGAGCUGCUAUGCUCAGGAUUGGUUAAGGAGGUGGAUGAUCUAG
Messenger RNA from Penicillium digitatum Pd1, 2523 nucleotides. RefSeq names its product Male sterility, NAD-binding. Lineage: Eukaryota; Fungi; Ascomycota; Eurotiomycetes; Eurotiales; Aspergillaceae. The record is from RefSeq and is a predicted model, not a curated record.